AUGUUUAGUAAAAAACGAUUUAUUACCGAAAACAUUCCUGAUUUGACCGGAAAAGUUGCCAUUGUCACAGGAGGCAACGCAGGACUCGGAUACAUCACGGCAAGAGAAUUAACCCGUAAAAAUGCACACGUAUUUAUUGCAAGUCGCAAUAAAGAACGUGGCGAAGGUGCCGUAGAAAAAAUCAAAAAAGAGACUGGAAAAAAUCAAGUAGAAUAUUUAUAUUUAGAAUUAGCUAACCUUAAAACCGUAAAACAAUCUGCUGAGAAUUUCCUUUCUAAAAAUUUACCUUUACACAUUCUUAUCAAUAAUGCUGGAAUCAUAAACCCUUGUUCAUUAACUGAAGAUGGGAUCCCGAAUAUAUUUGGAGUGAAUCACGUUGGACAUUUCCUUUUCACAAUGACUCUUCUUGAUAAGAUUGAAGCUUCGGCACCUUCUCGAAUCGUUAACGUCAGCAGCGUUGCUCACAUUUAUACUGAUGGAAUUGAAUUCGAUAAGAUUAAUCAAGAAGCUGAUUCAUUUUGGCAAAGUUACUGUAAAUCAAAACUUUCCAACAUCCUUUUUACAAAAUCAUUAUCGAAGCGACUUGAAGGCAAGGAAGUUUAUGUUAAUUCGAUUCAUCCGGGGUUCGUUGAAACCAAAUUAUCAAAAUGGGAUGAUUCAUGGAUUCUCACGAAAAUGGUUAUAAAUAUUGCUCUUUGGUUUUCUAUGUCACCUGAUGAUGGAGCUUUAACACAAUUAUACGCUGCUACAAGCCCCGAAAUUAUUGAAAAAAAUUAUCGUAAUCAAUAUUUCGUACCGUUUGGUGAAAUUGGAGAGAAAUCUGAGGCAGCUCAAGAUGGGGAGCUGGCAGAAAAAUUGUGGAAAUAUACCAAAGAUUUAAUAGAUGCUAAACUAUGUUAG
Messenger RNA from Funneliformis mosseae, 900 nucleotides. Lineage: Eukaryota; Fungi; Glomeromycota; Glomeromycetes; Glomerales; Glomeraceae. The record is from the annotation of a GenBank genome assembly.